Molecule: messenger RNA, 984 nt
Organism: Capsicum annuum
Lineage: Eukaryota; Viridiplantae; Streptophyta; Magnoliopsida; Solanales; Solanaceae
Product: 60S ribosomal protein L9
Exons: 3
Coding region: 186-770 (194 amino acids)
Biological process (GO): cytoplasmic translation
Cellular component (GO): cytosolic large ribosomal subunit; ribosome
Molecular function (GO): structural constituent of ribosome; rRNA binding
Source: RefSeq, a predicted model, not a curated record
GCUGGGUCUCAGCCCACUAAUAAUAAUUCGGCCCAUCACAUCUAGGGUUUUCAAUAAGUACCACAGCAUAUUAAAGCACUCUUCCUCUAAUAUUUCUCAUCGCUUGCUAGGGUUUUAGCGAUCGCCAUUUUCACACACGCACACACAUACACAGUGCGCCGACGAGAGAGAAAAAGUAAGCAAAGAUGAAGACAAUUUUGUCCUCGGAGACCAUGGAUAUCCCCGACGGCAUAACCAUUAAGGUGAAAGCAAAACAAAUCGAAGUUGAAGGACCAAGGGGCAAACUGGUCAGAAACUUCAAGCAUCUCAAUCUCGAUUUUCAGCUGAUUACGGACGAGGAAACUGGACAGAAGAAGUUGAAGGUUGAUGCUUGGUUCGGAUCUCGUAAGACGACUGCUGCUAUCCGUACCGCGCUUAGCCAUGUGGAUAAUCUUAUCACUGGUGUUACUAAGGGUUAUAGGUACAAGAUGAGGUUUGUGUAUGCUCACUUUCCUAUCAAUGCUUCCAUUACUGGCGGGAAUAAGUCCAUUGAGAUCCGUAACUUCCUUGGCGAGAAGAAGGUUCGGAAAGUUGACAUGCUUGAGGGAGUAACAGUUGUUCGAUCUGAGAAGGUCAAGGAUGAGCUUGUAUUGGAUGGAAAUGACAUUGAGCUUGUUUCUCGCUCCGCAGCCCUCAUUAACCAAAAAUGCCAUGUGAAGAACAAGGAUAUCCGAAAGUUUCUUGAUGGUAUCUAUGUCAGUGAGAAGGGUAGAAUUGAAGCAGAAGAAUGAGUACUUUAGAAGUAGGCAUGUUGGUGAUGAUUAAUAUCCCAAAUGCUGGUUUUUCCAGAUCCUUUAAGUUCAUUUGGAGACUAUAUAUUACAGACAUGUUUGAAUUUCAGUUUUCUAGUUAUUGUUUUGAAAUUUUGUGGUCUUGGUUGUUCUUUCAACUGUCUCAAAUAUUUCAGUUCUCGUUAUCUAUGAGUGGAAAUUGUUUUAUCCUAAA